AUAAGUGGCGGGAAUUUCCAUACUUACGUUGCCUCACGAUGUAUGUGUUGGGUGUAAUCGUACAGUUUGGUUUUCCAGUAGAUUUCACUUUGCGCUUAUGGUUUCUAAAUCCACGGCGUUAAUGUGUUAGUAACAGUAGUCAGUGAUUUGAAAGCCCCUAAAUUGGUUGUUCAUUUCACUUUUCAUAUUGUGUUCGGAGCUGUGAAUGAUUACUAAAACGGGUGACUAAACUAUAGCAGCCCAAAACGAGGCUAUUCGAUAAACGGAUUGAUGACCUUAACUAAUUUAUGUACAGAAGUUGGUUUAACCCAAAUAUGAGGACUCCUGUGAGAAAUUGGGAGGUUUUCUUGGAACAUGUGCAAGAUUACUAUCCUAUGUGACCAUUUUUUAACAUUGCAUUACUUGUAUAUACACGUUUAUUUCAAAUAACGCACCUUUAAUUCUGACGCAUCUGACUGGUCACUGGAGGUAGUAUGGUUUUGGGCUGCUAUAGUUUAGAGUCACCGUGUUUUGGGAAAAAUGAAUGCCUUCAUUCGGAAAUUCGGAAGGAAGACAAAAUGGACCAUUCACUGGUAGUGCUGUAGAAAUAAUGCUUCAUUUUGAGUAUCCAAAGAAGCAUGUUUAUGUAUUGUGACAGGAAAAAACCAUUGACAUAUGGUUAUGCUGGGAACCAAUAUAUUCAACUCAUUAGUAGUUUGCAGGCUAUUUCACCAAAUUUAUGUAAGUGGUCAGUUUUGGUAGAGAAGGCAUAUCGACACUGAAAUUGCAAGGGAUUUGUCGACCACGAUGGCUUCUUUCUGGCCGACUUUCUUUUUAAUUCUAUGCAGUUUGCGUGUAUUACAUUUCUCAUCACACGUCUCCAUUUUGCUGUUUUCCUCCGCAGUCCUCUUCAGCUUGCCCCGCCAUCAUCCAUAAGCUUCCAUAAUCUCACAUGAUCUCCCACAUGAUGCCUUUUGAACGCCUAUCUAAUCCUUUUCCACUUGGCUUCCACUCGAGGGUCUGGCGUGCUAUGUCACUCGAUGGUCUCGGUGUGUGUUAUCCAUCUCCACUUUGUCUUGCAUAUUUGUUGAGGAUUAGGUAAUUGAUUGGUUCGUUCCCAGAGUUUCUUGUUGAUAAUCCUUCCUGAUCGUCUGGCUUUCAGUAUAGAGCGAAGGAGAUUGACAGAUGCCUGAAACUUGUUAGUAAUGCCUUUUGUGACGCGCCACGUGUCUGACCCCUGUAGAGGAAAUGACUUAACAUUGGUGUUGAAAAUCUGAAUCUUGUUCUCGAUUCUGAGUGCUGAAGAUUUCCAGUCUGACUAGAGUGAUGUGAGUGUAAGUUACCCAUGCAGUUCUAGUUUCGAUAUCCUCAUCCGUUCUACCUGUAGUUAAAACGAUACUACCUGGCAAGGUGAAAGAUGUCACCUGUUUCAAAUUUCUGGUGUUAUUGGUUGGUGCUUGUCGUUGUUGUUGUUUUUGGUUGAUUAUUUUUAUUACCUCCGCCUUCUGUUUGCUCACUUGAAGUUGUGCCUUUGCUGUUUCUUGUGCCAGUUUGUGGGUUUUCGCCUGUAAGUCUCCGACUGUUUGUGAUAUUAGACAUAAAUCACGCGAGAAGUUCAGAUCUAGUGUCUUCUUAUCGGUCUAGCGUAUUCCUGUCUUCUUGCUUCUCACGCUCUGACGCAUGACCCAGUCCAUCACAAUUAGGAAUAUCACUGGCGAUAGAAGUUAGCCUUGAUUUACUCCUGUCUUCACUUCAAACGCUUCACUGAGUUUUCCCUUGUGGACCGCUUGACAUGUGACACUCACAUAAUUGUUGAAGGAGGUUAAUAAGGAAUUUUGGCACUCAAUAGCGUCGAAGUAGUUUCCAAAUUGCUUUUCGGUCGUCAAUGUCGGGGGAAUUUUUAAAGUUUAUGAAGUUAAGAUAGAGAUUUGACUGUUACCCUAUGCCUCUGUUCGUUGAUGAUGCGUAAAUUUGCAAUGUGAUCCACACGUGAUUUGCUCUUCCUGAAUGCAGGUUUUCCUGGUAGGACUUUUGCAUCCAGUGCAUCUUUUAGUCUUUCUAGGAUGACGCGACUUAUUUUUUGCUUGGUGUGGAUAAGAACAUGAUUCUGCGCCAAUUCCUACAGAGGUCUAAGUCGUCCUUCUUCUUCUUUGGCAGUUUGAGACUGGAUUCAACACAGAACUUUUCUCAGAUGUGCAGCAGUUCGAGUCGCCACACUCUAUGUAACACACAAAGAGAGAAGAGAGUAAAGGAUGGUUCAAAAGAUAGAUAGUAAACAGGAGUGUCCCGAUCAGUAGGUAUCUUUGUUUCCUUCCAAACUUUUCGCAAUAGUGGCGUGAGCACAUCCGCUACGAUCUCGGGAUCCAUUUUCAGUGUUCCAGGAGGAAUGCCAUCCAGCCUUGCUGCCUUCCCGGCCUUCAGUAGCUUGACUGUAUUCACGUCUUCUGCAGUUGUUGGUAGAUUGGUGUCCACUGACAGUUCUGUAGCUUUUGGUGGUAUUUCUAGCCGAGUUGUAGGUAAUGGUCUGUUUGAGCUUUCUUGUAGGCUUCUAAUCCUAGUACGGUGUGCUAGCUUGAACUUCAUUAUGCUUUGUGUUGUGCUAAUCUAAUUGAUCCUGGCCUAAUAUUUUGACUUGAGUAUUUGACACUAUGAUCAUUGUAACGUAUUAGAUAAACUAAAUUGUUUUGUUUAGUGAGCUCCACAGGUACUUUUAACUGACGUAAUUUUUUUCUAAGUGGUGUUUGAAUGUUGCUUGUUAAGAUUCCUAUGUAAAAUCCCAGAAGUUUGGUCUUUGUAUGGUAACCCUAGUGAUGUUUUAAGUUCCAUCUUUUUGGUGUUGUCAUCUUUGUGUAUAUAUUAAUUACUCAUAUCAUACCCGUUUAUCCGCCUCAUUUUAAUUGUUUCAUAUAUUUAUUGGUUAUUAUGUAUGGAUAACUUUUAAGCGUCAAGGUUUCUCUUGUCUUUCGUAGAUUUUGUCUCUAUAGAUUUUCCUUUUCACUAUUUAUAUGUUUAGUCCUUGAACAUUUCACCAAUCCUACAAACGAUGGUGUACAGAGUUGUGUAGUUAUAAUUGGUACGAUUAUAAAAGAACAAAUUGUGCUCAAAAUGCUACCCAGUAAAUAAUACCGUAUCACUGUGAUAUAUGCAAUAAACGAAUAAUUUUAGAAUUCUUAAGGCUCUAACUAGUUUACUCACGUUCGGCUUGGGUAACAAGGGAGGUCAGUUGAUGGGAUUGUGAAGACGCAUCGAUUAGAAUGACUUAGACAUGUGCUACACAGAUCAAGUCGUCGCCUUCGCCAAAAAGUGGUGUUGGGUGAUAUAAGCUUAGGUUGGGAAAGAGCUAGUGAUGGUCAGACACUGCAUGAAUCCAUAAAGUACAUCAACGAAAGAAGAAUUCCGCCUAAAUGUCGACUGAUGCAUCUAGUAUUAGUUGGCGAUUAUCAGUAUUAAGCAACGGGAUUUUGUUUGAGGUAAGUAUUAAAUUGAUUGAGCGACCCGCGUUAGUGGAAAUUCAUCGUUUGGUAAUAGCUACAGAAGUGGGCUAUUGAUGAUUAGAUGACUGUUAUGGAGCACCCAAAUCUUAGAUAUGCAACUCACGUGGUCCUCACAGAUUGCGUUGUAUUCGCCUGCGGAUGCACUUGGACAUCAGUCUUCUGAUAUUUUGACUGUUUCGUACGUGACUGACUCAGUUUCAAGACAGAACUUUGCACGGAAUUUAUCACACUCCAGUUUGUGUGUUAUCCACGCUAUUUCUCUUUAGUGUUUUUUUAGUUUAAUUGUGGAUAUUUGUUAUCGUGUCUAUUAGGUUUUAUAUUGUUGUCACCUGUUUUUGAUUGUGAUUUAAAUAUAAUGCACUUUUAGAAGUCAUUGCUUAUGAUGCCUUCUAAGCUUGCCCUUGGUUUUGCCGCUUCUGGCACACCGUGGCAUUUAAUUUCCCAUCUGUUUCCGGAUAAAAUUGGUGGCCGACCAGCAUGGCUUGCACUUUCACAUUUACCAUCUCCAAGUGAACUGGCUUGUCCAGUGUGUUUAAAUCCCAUGUGCUUCGUUUUACAAUUAUAUUCACCACUUUCUGAAAAGUCAGACUGUUUCCAUCGAAUGUUGUUCUUGUUCAUGUGCCGCAAAGGUGGAUGUCAUCAUGAGGUGGAUCAAACACCCUUCUAUGUAUUUCGCUCCCAGUUACCGAGAGAAAACUGCUACUACAGCUUUGAACCACCAGAAAAUGAAUAUCCUUCUUGGGAAACUGUGAAAUCCCUGCUGGAAUCGAACUCUCUUCCAUGUGCUGCUAAAUAUUGUUCUCUUUGCCCGGUCUGUGGAUGCAAAGCAGAAAAAGGUGUUCGAAGUGUAAGAAUACUUUCUAUUGUUCAAAAGUUCAUCAGUGACGAUGAAACAAAAGCUCUUGAGUCCAUAGCGAAAAAAGAAACUAAAGAAGAAGUGAGAUUUCGAAAGUUCAAAGAAUCAAUGAAAUCGGCACCAGACCAGGUUGUUAGGUUUCAGAGGGGUGGGAAACCGAUAUGGCUAAGUGAUUCUCCUCCAGUGGUGAAAAAUUGUGAAGUUUGUGGUGCUGAACGUAUUUUUGAAUUUCAGGUAACUCCCCAACUUCUCUGUCAUUUGCAUUUGGAUCGAGUGGAUGAACCCAGUCCAGAUUUUGGAUCAUUGUACAUUUUCACGUGUUCUAAUUCAUGUGCAUUACCUAGGAAAAAAGAAAGAAUGGGAAAUGCAGGAGAAAGUUGUACUUCUGACCUUGAUGGUGAUUUAAUUGAAUAUCAGCGUGAAGUUGUCAUUCGACAGGGGGUUCCCUAAUUUAUAAUUACCUUCUAGUUAAAUAAGAUCUUAUUGUUAAUUGAAUUAACUCUGUUUCUGAAUUAUUUUGUAUAUUCUACAUCAUACCUUAAUCUUACAAAAAUAUUGUACAUUGAAAAGAAGCCCAGAAUAAAAGUUGUCGAAUCUAUUUGCAAUGGCCAUUUUGUUUUCAUAGACUGACACAAAUAUAGAAAUGAAUAGUAGUAGUUUUAGUCUGUAGUGCUUACAUGCUUAUCUUAUCUUCAAAUAUAAAUUUUUCUAAGGAGGUGAACUUCA
Molecule: messenger RNA, 5055 nt
Organism: Trichobilharzia regenti
Lineage: Eukaryota; Metazoa; Platyhelminthes; Trematoda; Strigeidida; Schistosomatidae
Source: the annotation of a GenBank genome assembly